GCUCAGGCUGCCCAGGGCCCCCUACAACCUGGCCUUGUGUGCCUCCAGGGAUGGGAACCUAUAUUGGUCCUAUAUAUCACAGAGAGACUGAUUUUAGGGCACUGAAGACAAAAGUAGUGGAGUUUGAGAUGAAGAGGGAGUACUUCUGUUAUGUUCAGGCUAUUUACUUACAUGUGUGGUUUGUUCCUUUCUAUUUCAAAGUACAUACUGAAUACGCCAUGGCUUGUGUUUGAAUUAGUAGCAGAAUAACCCAGUGGCUAUUAAAACAAUGAGAACCCACCAUUCCUCCACUGCUUUGUGUAAAUAAAGCAUAGAAUCUAAUUUCAAUCUGCGUUACCUCAGGCAGCUCUAGCAUCUGAUAAAAUAAAUUAUCUUUGCACUCUCUGUUUCCCCUUUAAUUUUCAUUGAAAGAGUGAGGUGUUUCUGUAAAUAAGCAAGACUGCCCUUCAGUGAUGGGGGAAAAGACUGAGACUUACUUACAUCCUUUGUCUUGCAGCUGUUUUCCCUCGGUGACUCAAAAUAGAUUUGUCUUCUUGCUUAAUUAUUUCCAUUUUAUGUGCUCAGACUUGAAGUUUAACACCAAUAAGAGUUCUUGUUAGUGGUGAAAAUAAGAAUUUGCAAGGACAGGGCAGUGUAUGGUUGGAUGAGGUCCCUGGUGAAAUGCUUCUUGACAAGAACUGUGGCAGCCUGUGAAAGAGCAGGCCACAAACAAGGAGUCUGCAGGAGCUCUGACCGGGUUGCAGGCAGGCAACAUUACACCCAGAGCAUCCUGACUGUGUGAUGGAAAAAGAGAAUCCGUAUCAAGCUACUCAGCAGCUCAUCAGCCACCCAGGCUGACUGCAGUGUCUCUUACUGGAGGAAGCUGAGGCCAGGCAUGGAGUGGGACCUGAAGGGAGGGGUUUGUCUUCUGGGUCUCCAACAUAGAAUUCGUUUCUUGUAUUAUAAAUUGUGAACAAAAUUGCUAUCUGCUCCCUCUUACAAUGAUAUCAACUCUUGGGUUGGUUGCAAAUGCCACAAGUGGGGCAUUUCAGUCUAAUAGCUGUGUGGAUAUCAGGAUUUUUUAUGUCCCAAGCUACCUGCUGAGAAACGCAGGCUGGGGAGAUGGAGUGGGCAGCUGGCAGAGUGUGCGGACACUUGAACCUGGAAAUGAAAGCAGCUGCUGGAGCUAAUUUUAAACAUAGCUCCUGAUCAGAUCCCUUUCAAUCCUAAUUGUCGCGUAACCGUGGAGAGGCGUGAAGUUCAAGAUACUGGUAAAAAGCUGCGUGGAAAGGGAAGUCGUCCUUGCUCCAGUGAUGGUAUUUCCAUUUUUCACAGUGAGUUCAGAGCUACCCAAAUUGCAAAAAGAUGAGCAGAAAGCAAGAAAUGCACUGUUGGCUGAUAUCCAGCAGGGAACUCGCUUAAGAAAAGUGACUCAAAUCAAUGACCGAAGUGCACCACAGAUUGAAAAACCCAAAGGAACUAACAGAGAUGGAGUUAGCCCAGCCGUUAAUAAGGCUGGCUCUCAGCAACCCCUGGGAGGCUUAUUUGCUGGCGGCUUUCCCGUUCUCAGACCGGCAGGCCAGAGAGACAUGGCAGGAGGGAAGACUGGGCAGGUUCCUGCAGUCCGGGCAGCAGCUCCCAAGGCUGCAGCCCCACCAAACAGCACCGCAAAGGUCGGCAGUAGCCCCUCAAACCCAUCCGACAGCUCCUGGCCAACCAUCCCACCGGAGCCUCCCAGCACCUCCCGGGCUGGCACCGCACGGCCCAGCCUGCCUGCACCUCCUCCACCACCUCCGGCUGCCAGCAAACCUUCCCUCACCUUCCCUCCUCCUCCGCCUCUUCCCCCUCCGGCAGAAAGGCCUUCCAAGGGAGGAUCCUCCAACUCUGUUCCUCUGCCCCCUCUCCCUCCCCAGGCCGACAAGCCCACCAAGUUACCAGUAGGUGCUUCGCACCUGCCUCCUCCUCCUCCUCCCUUACCCCCUUGUGGAUUUCCAGCCAGGACCACAGAUUUCUCCACUGCUGCUUCCUCUCCAUCAGAAACAAGGGAUUAUCCACCACCAACACCACCCCCGCCACCUCCUCCUCCACUCCCCACGUUUCCCCCAGCCUCAAACAGGCUGUCCUUCCCACCUUCCCCAGCCUUCAGCAGUGCUGUGAGCGGUGGUGACGUGCCCCCACCACUGCCCCCCAAGUCUCCCCACUUGCUGUCCCAUCAUCUGCACAAAACCAGUAAUAUUCAGUCGCUCCCUCUCCCUCCCACCCCACCCAUCCCUCAGCCAGCAGCAGUGGUGGAGACCAGGAAGAAGAGACCAGGCCGAGGCCCAGGAGCUGGUGCUGGGAAACUGGCCACUCCUCCACAGCCACCAGCCAGGUCACCAACCACUGAACUCACAAGCAAGUCUGGAGUCUCAGCCUGGGCAACAGCUCAUGACCCCUACCCACCACACAAAAAUGGAAACAUGCAUAUUAUUGAUGACUUUGAAUCUAAAUUUACUUUCCAUUCUGUGGAGGAUUUCCCCCCACCUGAUGAAUUCAAGCCAUUUCAGAAAAUAUAUCCCAGCAAGAUAGCUAGAGAUCCCUCUAAAAAUCCACCAUUAAGAACACACGUGAGAUGAGAAGAAUCGUCUGAUGCUUUCUGGACUGGUAUUAAAAAAUGGAGAACAUCAAGAUAAUAUACGAAACUGCAGGGUCCCCAUUACAGUGAUAGAAAUAAUGUUUGAAUCACAAGUGCUGCAACGUUAACGUUUUUAUAAGCUGGAAGAGAGAUGUAAAUGAUACUUUUGGAAGCACUUUGUGGCAGAUGCACCACAGAAGUGUUAGCACAGGCUUUUAAAUAUUGUAUAUAUGUGGAUAUUUUUUAAAUGAAGAAGCAUAACAUCUAAAAUCUUUGUAGUGUGUGAACAAUUCUUAUUAAGCUGAUGUUACCUCAAAGAAUACUUUCUGCAUGAUGUGCCUAUAGUUCAUUUUUCCUCUUCCAUCUUUAAAUAUGUUAGUAAUCCUUCAGUUAUUAUUCUGGCAUUUUUUUCUAUGAGCUCUCAGAAACUAACAUGACAUGUUUAGUCUUUUUGUAUGCUUAUUUACUUCUUAUAUCCUACUUGUGUUCAGAUUGCAACAGAGUGGCACUUUCAAGAACAGGCAGGCCCAUAAUAAUCCUCAUGGAGCAUGAAGAGAAAGGAGAUCAGCGGUUGUGGCAGCUGUUGAGCUACCUCCUAUUGAUUACAGAUCCCUAUAGGAUAGCAAGCAUGUCUGAAGAAACACAGCUGGGUAGGGCAACCAUAGACUUGGCAAAGAUGACACAACUUUUCCAAAAUGGUUAAAGAAAGUAUGUGUGAGUGCACAUACUACCAAGUGAGUACAAAAGGGCACAUGUCCUGUCUUUUCCUGCUGGAAAGUGGAUACUCUUAACCAUUUGUUUGACAAGUUCUCUUUACUCAGCAUUUAAGAGGCCUUUAAAUCACUUAAAUUUUCCUGCCUUGUAAACAGGCAACUAGAGCUGCUACUAUUACCGUUAACCCAUAGCAGCAGUAGGGAUGCAUUGUACAAAGCACACCAUACAGAAUAAGGAGUCCCUAAGGUAGUGAUUCCUGUCAGAUAAACUGGUUGAAAAAAGCAAGGCAGACAGACAAGACUUGAGCUCCUGCUUUUAAGAUGCAGCCUGUAGUGAGAUGUUUGUUUGGCUCACUGACAUUUAGAUCACACAGUGUUUACUUUCAGCAGGAAUUACACACAUGCAGCAUUUCAUUGCAUUAGGAAGAGCUGCCACCAGCUUGUGGGAGGUGAUCUCUCCCCUCUACUCAGCACUGGCUGAGCGCAAAUCUGGAGUGUUAUACCCAGUGGCUUCAUUGAACAAAAGAGAUACGGACAUACUGAAGAGUCCAGCAUAGAGCCACCAUGGCGAUGAAGGGUCUGGAGCAUCUCUUCUGUCAGGAGAAGUCAUCUAUGUCUAUUCUCUCCCUACUACUGUCAGAAAUCUUCUGUCUUUUAUCAGGAGUAGUCAACGUGGAUUCACUAAGGGGAAAUCAUUCUUGACCAACUUGGUAGCCUUCUAUGAUGUCAUGACUGACUGGGUAGAUGAGGGGAGAGCAGUGGAUGUUGUCUCCCUUGACUUGAGCAAGGAUUUUGACUCUGUCUCACAUAGCAUCCUCACCAUUAAGCUUAGGAAGUGUGGGAUACAUACGUAGACAGUGCACACAUCAGUACAGGUUAGGGAUCAACCUGCUGGAAAGGAGCCCUACAGGGAAGGACCUAUCUGUUCUGGUAGACAGCAGGUUGGCCAUAGGCCAGCAGUGAGCCCAUGUGUCCCAGACGACCAUUGGUAUACUGGAAUACAUUAAAAAGAGUGUGGCAAGUAGGCUGAGGAAGGUUGUUCUUCCCCUCUACUCUGCCCAAGUGAAGCCACAUCUGGAGUACUGUAUCCAGUUCCAGGCUCCCCAGUUCAAGAAAGGGAACUUCUGGAUAGAGCUCUGUGGAGAACUGAGGAGCAUGGAGUAUCUCCCUAAUGAGGAAAGGAUGAGAUACCUAGGAACAUUCAGUCAAGAGCAUGGGGCCGGGCUUUUUUGGUGGUGCCCAGCAACAGGACAAGGGGUAACAAGCACACAGUAGAACACAGGAAUUUCCAUCUGAAUAUGAAAAAGAACUUAUUUGGGGGUGACAGAGCUCUGGAACAGCUUACAGUCUCCUCUGAAGAUACUGAAAGCCCACUUGGAUGCUUUCCUGUGCAACCUACUUUAGGGACCAUGCUUUAGCAGGGGGGUUGGCAUAGGCGAUAACCAGAUGUCCCUUCCAACCCUUGUGAUCCUAUAAGGAAAGACUGAGGACUAGGACUACUCAUGUUGAAGUAGAGAAGGCUCGAGGGGAAUCUUACCACUGUACAUCAAUAGCUGAAGGGUGACUGCAGAGAAGACAGAGCGAGGCUCUCUUCAUUAGUGCUCAGCAUCAGGAGAAGGAUCAGUGGGCACAAAUCAGAACAUGGGAGGUUCCACUAGAACAUGAGGAAAUGUUUCUUUAGUGCAAGGGUUACAAAAAGCCCUGGCACUGGUUGUGCAGUCUCCUUGUCAGACAUCUUCAGAAUGUGCUUAGGUACUGUGCUGUAGGUGGACCUGGACAAGAUGACCUCCAGAGUUCCCUUCUUUCUUCCACUGUUCUGUGAUUUUCCCUUCUUAAAGUUCUCUUGGGUUCAGCAGCGUGAAUAACGGCACUGCUAUUCCUGUUUAACAUCCAGGUAAUUUAUGGGUAUUUUAUUAUUUAUUUCUAUAAAUACCACAUCUUACCUCACCUGCAGCUGUUAAAAAAAUAUUAUAGGUGAUAGGCAAAGAUCGUUCCCCUGGGUUAUUCCUUUGGGCAAUGGUAUUUAGAAAAAGACAGGUAACAGCACCCUUAGAUAUCUCUGCUUUUCUGUUAGUUCUUGUAACACCUCAGUUAUGAUGUGACUCCUAUUCAUAGAAUCAUGAGGUUGGAAAGGACCCACAAGAUCAUGUAGUCCAACUGUCCUCCUAUCACCAUUGCUACCCACUAAGUUACUAAACCAUACCUUGUCGCACCUCAUCCAGACAUACAUGCAUGCUUGCAGUGUGGAGGUGGUGUAAGGGUAAGAAACAUCUCAACACCUUGCCUAUAGGACUCCAAAGAAGCAUCAUUAGUCUUUUUCUAGCCUUUUAUGAUACCUUGUUCUUCAUGAUAAACAAAAAAAACAAUUAGCAAUGCUUUGACCAACAAUGCUUUCUGUUACCAGUAUUAUAGUUGCUAAUAAAUAUGCAUGGCUAUAGUAAUAAGCAGGAGUCAGCACUGCUUCUCAAACAACUGGAAAAGAAGUUUAAUACUGUAUUAAAGAAUAUUUUGCUAUAUUAUUAUUAAAAGUUGAUGUACUGCUGAUUUUCAUGGUUUGGAACUUGUGUACUACUUUGCAAUAUGUAUCUUCAUAAAUAUUUGAUAGCUAUUCACAUGCCAGAAAAUAUCUAAUUGGAGAACAAUUUUAUUCCUGUUUUUAUUAUGAUUAGGAGUGUUUUAAAAAGAAACAUCGAAAUUAAACUCAAAAGCCUGCAUAUUUUUAGGUGGUGGUGCAGUUAUUUAAUGCAUAUUAAAUCCUUGUUGUUCAAGACCUAUUAAAGCUUCAGUAAUUUCUAGCAGUUGGAUAGAAAGAAUGACCCAGGUUAGCACCACUGUGCCUUUGCACUGUUCUAGACCACAAGUGUGCUCAGGACAACUUGAAGUUCCAAGCCACGGAGCUGCCCUGGUUUUCUCUAAGUGAUCGUAACCAAGCCUGUCACUGUAGACACUUGAUUUUUUAUUUGUUUGUAAUUCACUACAUAUCUUGCUUUUGCUUCAGCUAUUUGAAACACUACCUAAAUCACAGUGCUCAAAACUCCAUCAUAAAAAACAAUUCCCAGUGAAUACAUAAUUUCCCACAA
Molecule: messenger RNA, 6386 nt
Organism: Coturnix japonica (Japanese quail)
Lineage: Eukaryota; Metazoa; Chordata; Aves; Galliformes; Phasianidae
Gene: WIPF3
Product: WAS/WASL interacting protein family member 3
Molecular function (GO): actin binding
Source: RefSeq, a predicted model, not a curated record